Molecule: messenger RNA, 1293 nt
Organism: Gongylonema pulchrum
Lineage: Eukaryota; Metazoa; Nematoda; Chromadorea; Rhabditida; Gongylonematidae
Source: the annotation of a GenBank genome assembly
AUGAUGCUGGAGCGAGAAGGCCAGCAAGAAAGCAAUUUCCGGGGACUGACAACAUUCACCAGUAGCUCGGUGCUCGAUUCUUUCAUGAGACGCUUGAAAGACUUCGAUAGCAGUCGAAAUAAAGCCAAAUACGGCUUCGGCGAGACUUACGAAGGGCGGCCAAUUAAGGGAAUCAAGAUCGGCAACCCGAUAGGACGGACCGAUAAACGCAUUGUCUGGGUGGAUGGUGGGAUGCAUGCGCGGGAAUGGGCAGCCAUUCAUACGGCGCUUUUUUUCAUCGAUCAGCUAAUUUCGCAGUACGGAAUCGACCCACAAAUUACGUCAUAUGUUGACACGCUGAAUUUUUAUAUUGUACCUGCAGCGAAUCCAGAUGGAUAUGAAUAUUCGCGAUCGGACAUAACACCCCGGACAAGAUUCUGGAGGAAGAAUCGUGGCAAGCAAGUGUGUUACAAGAAUCAGUGGCAUCGAGAGCGUUGCUGUGGUGGAGUGGAUUUGAAUCGGAACUUCGAUUUCCAUUGGGGAGAAACUGGCUCAAGCACGGACGUCUGCUCAGAAAUAUACCAAGGCAGUGGGCCUUUCAGUGAACCCGAAACGAGAGCGAUUCGAGACAAACUGUUAUCGCCGGAGAUGUUUGGUAAAGUAGACGCAUAUAUCACGCUACACACUUAUUCUCAAAUGUGGAUCCAUCCAUACAAUCACCAGCGUCAUUCAUUUCCCAGUGACAUCAACGACCUUGUGAGAAUUCAUCUACGAAUGAUGGUUGACAUUAACCAUUUAGAAUGGGACGGCUUUUUGCUGGAUCGCCGACAACUGAUACCAACCGGCCGUGAGACAUGGGCCGGCGUUCGAGUGGUCAUUGACGCUAUCAUGAAAUCCCAGAGUUCGCUGCUUUUACUUCUUACUUUUCAAAUUUACACGCUUAGGUCAGUGGCACCAGGUGUAACAAUGGGAUUGAAUACAGGUAGCGAUUCGUCUGAAAAGCAAGGAACACGAGAUGUGUUUCUCUAUUCGACACCUGAAUUCCGGACUGAACAUUCGUAUGACACGACGACGGUCGCAACUACUUCAACUUCACUCUCCACGACGCCUUCUAGGGACGCAUUUCGUAUCGAUCACUAUCGAUUUCUUGAGAAAAUCAUGUCGCGAUAUCUCGCCGUGGUGUAUGGUCUGGAUUCGGAGCAGCCCGGAUGUGUGUCGUACGUCCUCUAUUUAUAUGCGACAACAGUGUGCUUUGUCGUGCCGAUUUUGCUAGGUUUAAUCGAGGUGCUGCAGAAGCGCAAAUGCUUCCGCUAA